Molecule: messenger RNA, 942 nt
Organism: Arachis stenosperma
Lineage: Eukaryota; Viridiplantae; Streptophyta; Magnoliopsida; Fabales; Fabaceae
Exons: 1
Coding region: 1-942 (313 amino acids)
Source: RefSeq, a predicted model, not a curated record
AUGAGUGAGAUUCAAGUUGGUGAAGAGAUCAUUAUCACAAUGUCAAGUGAGGAAGAGAGUGUUCUUGUCUUAGUGCAUUGCUCUGGGAAAAUAAAAAAAAAAAGCAAAAAAUAUGGUGUGAAGUUCACUAACAGAGAACCGUUGAGUGUAUUUGUUAGUUCAUCAAGCACUUUGUCGGAUGUGAAGAAUAGCAUCUUGCAGAAGCUUGGGGUAUUUGGGAGUAAGUUGGUGAAGAAGAUUUUCUACAAGAUUCCCAUCGCUGUAGUCUCGAGCGGUGUUCAGUAUGAUACAUUCGUGUUAGCGGCUGACGAAGAUAUUAGGGUUCUGUUUCAUUGCGUAAGGAGUUUUCCGGAGGUCAGAAUACACGAGCUGUAUGUGAAGUUGGAGGUUGCUGUCGAUAGUUCUGGGGCAUUGGCUCCUGUUCAUAGCUCGACUGCCGUAGGCUGUGCGUAUUAUUCGGUACCUGCGAUCUGGCCAUCUGUUUCGCAGGUUGCAUCACCUUCCUUCGUGGCUAAUUUGGUACGAAUGGAGGCAGUUCGUUCUGUACCUUUCCCUAAUCAAGGGGUCCGACAGCAGGCAUUUGAGGGGGAGUCAGGUCGUGCCAUAGUUGAUGAAGUUCAAGGCUUUGGGGAUCCUGAUCGAGUAGAGAAUGCAAUGCGGGACGAUGACUCUGACCAGGAGCCUGUAAAUAUCUUUGGAGACAGCGAUGAUGACACCGGUGCUAAUCCACAUGCACAACAAGCGCUUUCAAGUUCUGGCACACAGCAGUACCCUCCACACUUCUCCACUCUAAACUUGGAGGCUCUGGGUGAACACCCGGCAGGAGUUGCUACAGUUGGGGGUUCAUCUAUAGAAUUUCAGAUUGGGCAAUCCUUCCAGAGUAAAGAUGAAGCUGUUCUGAGUGUGAAGGACUAUAGCAUCCGUCGAGGUGUUGAGUACUGA